This is a messenger RNA of Zootermopsis nevadensis, 2115 nucleotides long. The record is from RefSeq and is a predicted model, not a curated record. Lineage: Eukaryota; Metazoa; Arthropoda; Insecta; Blattodea; Termopsidae.
UUUCGAGAUAAAAUCACAUGUAUUAUGUUUACUGAAGGAUUCUGUAGAGUUAUGGUAUUAAUUUCAUGUUAACUGUUAAUAAGUAUUGUCAUAUUCUAGUAUGGAGCAUAACCUUCAUGUGGUACAGAAAGAACAAAGUUAAUUAUAAUCGGUAACCAAAUGUUUCCAAGUACCAUACGCUUUUUUAUAAAUAGUUUUUAUAUUAAGGUUCUUACAGGAUGGUUAUUAUGUUCAAUAUAUAUUUUGUGUUAGCUUCAAGGCAACAUUUUCAGUUGUUGGCCCUUGUCUGAAGUGAAAUUGUUCUGGGGUCAGUAUGUUAUUGGUAUGCAUAUAAUGGUAUUGAAGUCCUUACCAAAUUCAGACUACUUUAUGGUUCAUUACAUUUAAGUACGGGAAUUUUGUAUUGAUGUAGAUUCAGUAUUUGUUAUAAUUGUGUUAUUUUUAAAGAACUGAUGUUGCUAUUAUACCUUCAAAUGAUGGAUAAUAGUGAUGUGAAAAUUAUGUACAUACUCAUUUUUACCCUAAAGAUGGACCAAUUUCAUCUGAGACAUGGAUUACAAUAUCAGGGUUUCAAAAUUGUUUAUGGUGUAUGUGUAUGUAGUCUUGUUUGGGGUGAGGGGGAAUUUUGAAGGUUGUAUAAUAGUUAAUCUUUUCACCGACUGGGCUAUUGUUAUGUUUACUUGUAAAUUGCUCAUAGGGUGCAGCACAUUACGGCGCUACAUUGACCGCUUACUAGCAUUGAUUUUACGUAUCUCGGUUAACCUGCGGUGUUAACUGUUGUUGCACUGCACGUGCAUGAUCGCCGAAAUAUUGCUUGUAAGUGAUAUAAACGAAGUGGUCGGGACUUCGAAUAAUUAUCACAAGCUCGCAGUUAUGGCCUCUAUGAAGUCGUCAAUAUUAUUACGAAAAACGAUGUCAUUACAAUUUUUUAUUUAUUAAACUGGUAGAUAGACAGGAAAUUGAUGAAGCGUGUGUAUCUCUCAAAUCUAGAAUAAAAAAAUAGUUAUAUAUUCUAUUGUUUGAUAAUUGUGAUGAAUAUUGCCUCAGCUUGUGUAAUGUUAGCAGCAGAGCAACAAGCGUUUAUACUGGGCAGAACGUCGUGCUCCUCAGAGACGCCAUCUCGAAGACUGGAGUCCUCGACAAUGCCAUCCCAGUCGUUGCAGAGGUUGCUGCUGCAGAGUCUGAUGUACACCUUGAAUCCGUCCGAUUCGAACACUUCGUUUUCACCGCCGCUUGAACAGCCGCGAAAGAAAGAGAACAGUGUGCCUGAAAUGGGAAGUUCGAGUUGCAAUUGAGCCUUUCAGUGUUACUCUUGUAUAAUGGACGGAGCUGCGACAGAUCGGUCGUGUAUGAAGAAUCAGGGAGGUGUGGCCACUAGCUCCCCUGUUGUCAAUUGUCAGCAGAAGUAUUGCACCAUCAUACGACAGGAAUACCAGGACCCUGCGGGACAGAUCUACACGUUUUACCGUGGAUGCACUUCUUACAGCUUUAACGGGGUGACGGAUGCAGGUGGCUUCAAGGUGUACACUAGGGUUUGCACGACCCACCUCUGCAACAACUGGGAUGGUAUUUCAUCCGGUCCACUAGGAGAGGCUGGUGACGGCGGUGGUGGUGGUGGUUCCGGGGGUAACGGUGAUGCUGGAGGGGGAGGGGGAGGUGGUCCCGGAAUGGGUGAUCCUGGAUAUGACGGUAUUAUACGUGUUAAUGGUACAGGGACCCAGCUGCUGGGAGGCCUGUAUUCCACCCUCACUGGUGUCGUUAUACUGAUGGCAUUUAAUUAGCGUUUAUCCCGCCAACUCUUAUGAGUGUUUUGAAUUGAGCGUGUAAAUUUAACAUAAAUGGAAUAGUCUUUACUGUUCGAUUAAUUUCGCAAACUACUUAACAGAUUUAAAGAAAGAAGGUACUUGGAUUAGUUUGUCUUUUUAUUGCUAUUUGAUUGUAUUUAUUAUUUUUGUUUUGUUGUUAUCUGUAAUUUACCAUUAGUCUUUUGAUGCAGCACACUAAAAUAAAUGCUUUAAUUGAUUAUUAAUUAUGUACGUAAAACGAAGGUAAGACUUAGCCUACGUUGAUAUGAAGAGAAGAAUAAAUUUCAGAAGAACAGACUGCUCUCCAAAA